Dicentrarchus labrax (European seabass) is the source of this 5427-nucleotide messenger RNA. Its product is annotated as E3 ubiquitin-protein ligase RNF31. The record is from RefSeq and is a predicted model, not a curated record. Gene Ontology annotation, cellular component: LUBAC complex. NCBI's taxonomy places the organism in Eukaryota, Metazoa, Chordata, Actinopteri, Moronidae. Bases 230 to 3502 code for a protein of 1090 amino acids. Gene Ontology annotation, molecular function: K48-linked polyubiquitin modification-dependent protein binding; linear polyubiquitin binding; ubiquitin protein ligase activity. Gene Ontology annotation, biological process: protein linear polyubiquitination. The transcript is spliced from 24 exons.
CACUGAUGCUGCGUCCAUGUUUUGCUGAGGCUGAGAGAGCCCGGUGUGCUGCACCGGGAUGACGCACCGCUCUCCCGUUAUCCUUAUGGUUAUAGGAGUUUUUGCAUUAACUGCUGGACACAUACAUUGCUGCUGUAACGCUGACCGUUUUACGUCGGUGUGAAUGAAAUCAGCGUGCUGAGGGAGGACUGUGAGAAGGGGAGCAGCCCCCCCGGAUUCACUGAGGAGAAUGCCAUCUCUGUCGGAGCAGCUGCAGGAGGUGCGGAGUCGAGCUGAAGUGUGUCUGUACUCUGGUGGCAGGGUGGUGGAGGUGCGGGCCGGGGUGAUGGCUAUGGCUAAUCUGCCUUUACCGCCCUGCUCCAAAUACCACCACAUCACUGCAGAGACCAUGGUCAUAGAAAACAGCUUUGGAGGCAACAGGAAGGAGACCCUUGCAUCUCUCCAACGAUUGUCUACAGCACUGAACAUCCUGGAAAAGUAUGGCUGUAACUUGACAAAUCCCAACAGGCCAAAGUACUGGAGGACCGUGAAACACAACAAUCCAGUGUUCAGGGCCACUGUUGAUGCUAUUCAGGGAGGACGAGCAGUGCUCUGUCUCUAUGGUUACUCCAAUCAGCAGCCAGAUGGGCUCAGUUUCCCUGAUGAUGUCAUGGAUCCUGAUGUGGGCCGAGUAGCAGCAGUAACGCUGGAAGUGAUGAGUCUGAGAAUGGAACUAGAAAUGCUCAUUAAGGAGGCUCAUCCCCACUCUGAGUUCUAUGAGAGAAUCAUUCCUACUCUGAGACACAAGGAUGUAGGUCUCAACACCGACACUGUGGUCUACCACUCCUCUUCCAGUUCGUGUCAUUCAGACGGUCAGACCAAGUCUUUAGCUUUCCCCCUCCACCAUCGCCCCUCCAGGGAGAGCAGCCAUGCUCACUCCCUGUUCGCCCACCACCAAAGUCUCAGGUCCAUUCAGGUCUUUUCCACCUCCUCAAACAAACACCCAGAGAACUGCACUAUCUGUGAAAUAUUCCGAAUCUCUGCCCACUGCCUCACCUGCCUGCAGGGGCUCUGCUCAGAAUGUGACAGACUGUACCACUCCUACCCUGAGAGGGCCAACCACCGCCGCACAGCUGUCACAUCAUCAUCAUCAUCAUCGUCGUCAUCAUCUCAAAACAGGAACAGUAACAGUUCUUCCACCUGGCGUUGCCUUCACUGCACUAAAGUCAACUCUGUCCAGGAUGUGGUCUGUGAGGAGUGUGAGCGCCCCCGCAUGGAAUCAAUCAGCUCUAAAGCAGAUGAAUCUCAGCCAGCAACCAUCUCUGAGUGGCAGUGUAAGAGCUGUACUGUGGUGAAUUCAGCCAGCAGUAUUCUGUGCGAGGUGUGCGAGAGACCUCGUUUGGCCACGCGACCUCCAGUGACCCCGUCACACCCACCCAUGAACCCCCCCCGACCACCAGCUCCAGUGCUGGGCAUGCCCGGUGACCCUGACAGCCAGUGGGUGUGUCAAUUCUGCACCUAUCUGAACUACUCUCCUGCUACAGUGUGUGAGAUGUGUGACCUGGCUCGCCCAGAGCCUGCACCCCUACCUGCGAAGCUUCGCCCUCCCUCGCCCGUCAGACGUGUACCUGCCCUGCCAAUCAAAUCCAAAGAGCCCCCCUCUGAAGACCUGGACUCCUGUAGGCAGAGACUGAUGAAGGAGGAGGGGCUGAAGCUGAUUCAGCUGAUUAGAGAUGGGGAGAAGAAAGGGGUGAGUCCAGAAGAGGUGUACACAAGUAUGAGGGUAGCUGGGGACAGCAACAUCCUGCCCUGCAAGUGGUUAAAGACAGAGCUUCCGCUGCUGUUAGACCAGAUCAGGAUACAGGUGGCGACAUCCUCCGUUCAGUCUGUUUCUGACAAGACUUCAACAGAGCACACAAACAGGUCAUGUGAAGCUCCUGCUGAGGAUGCUGGGACAGAAAGUGUGGUCCAGUUGUCCAGAGCAGAGGCCAAGCAAGCGUGGCUGACAACAGGGGGUGACACCGAGAGAGCUGCCAGACAAGCUCUGAUAGACAGACUCGCCAAGGUGAAGAAGCUGCAUGUGCUGGGCUUCAGCGAUGAGGCUCGCUGUCAUGAGGUUUUGAGGCAGAGUGGUGGUGAGGUGAGAGGGGGCCUGACCUUGCUGCAGCGACCCCUUCUAGAAGCCUUCCACAAGCGCAUUUGGAGUGACAAGCCCGAGCCUCCUGUAGACAUCCAUCACCCUGACAAACAGCGCAUAUGUCGGAGGUUACUAGCGGUGUACGAUCUUCCUAGCUGGGGUCGCUGUGAGCUGGCACUGUCGCUGCUUCUGGAGCACAGUGCCCCCUACUCACUGGAAGAUGUAGUGCAGGCUGUACGGGAGUCCCACGACAGGGAGUUUAUCAAGAGAGUGCUGGCUAAAGAAUGUCCCAUCUGCCUCUCUGUCUUCCCCCACAGCAAGAUGCAGUCUCUGACGUCGUGCCAGUGUUCAGUGUGCUGUGGUUGUUUUCAGCAGCACUUCACCAUCGCUGUAAGGGACAAACACAUCAGAGACAUGGUGUGUCCAGUCUGCUGGGAGCCUGACAUCAACGACCCUGAGCACCUCAACAGCUACUUCUCCACCCUGGACAUCCAGCUGCGAGAAUGUCUGGAGUCAGAAGUCUACGAGCUGUUCCAUAAGAAGCUGACAGAGCAGGCUCUAAUCAAGGACCCUAAGUUCCUCUGGUGCUGUCAUUGUUCAUAUGGGUUUAUCUAUGAUGGAGACCAGCUGAAAGUCACCUGUUUUCAGUGUCGCAACAGUUUCUGUGCUCAGUGUAAAAAGCCUUGGGAGUCUCAGCAUGCAGGUCUGUCCUGUGAACAGUACCAGUCGUGGAAGAGAGAGAAUGACCCAGAGUAUCAGAGACAGGGCCUAGCUGGAUACCUCAGAGACAACGGCAUCACCUGUCCCAACUGUCGCUUCCAGUACGCGCUGUCUAAAGGAGGCUGCAUGCAUUUCUGCUGCUCACAGUGUCGGUACCAGUUCUGCAGUGGCUGCAACAACCCUUUCCACACUACCUGUGCAGUGGACGAGUGCAGCGUGUCUGGAUUACAUGCCCAUCAUCCCAGAGACUGCCUCUUCUAUCUGAGAGACUGGGAACCCUCCAGGCUGCAGGCUUUACUGCAGAAUAAUGGAGUGGCCUAUAACACUGAACCCCCUCCUGGAACACAGACAGGUCUGUGUGGAGUGAUAGAGCAGAAGGAUGAGGGAGGGCAGCAGCCAGAUUCAGCCUGUGGAGCUCAGACCCAACCUGGACAUGCUGGACUCUGCGAGAAGCAUUACCGGGAGUACCUGGUCAGCCUGAUCAACAGCCACUCCAUCGACCCCGCCCCCCUCUAUAGCUCCAAUGAGCUGCUGCUGGCCUGCAGGAGGUACAAGGUGGACGAUGCCCGCAGGGAUGGAGAGGACAGCUUCACCUACUACAGCAGGCUGCUCGAGAAACUGAUGGAUGAAGUACCGCUUGGCGACAAGGUGCCACGCAAGAAAUGAAAUGAAAUGCCUCGCUUCCCGUUUCCUGCAGCUGCCAUCAUGUCGACCUUUAAACUCAAAACUCAGCCAGAAAGGACAAAAUGGCAGUAAUUUCCUUUAGGUUUUGACUCUGUGAAUGUUAACUCUUGUACCUAUGAUGGUGUAAAUACAGGAGAGAGUCACCUCUGAAGUUCUGCCUCAUAUCUGCUGACAGCAGCUCUGACAAGAUAUUCAAAUUCACAAAAGGUAAACUAAUAAAAAUAAAUAAAUAAAUAAAUAAAAAAUAAUAAUAAUAAUAAUACAUUGAAUUAAAGGAAUAUUCCUCCUUGCUGCUACCUUUUUCCCCAAAUGAAUGACUCAACCUCAGUUGUUCAAUGGUAAAUGGACUUUACUUAUUGUCUUUCGACCACUCAAUGCGCUGUACACUACAUGCCACACUCACCCCAUUCACACACAUUCAUACACUGAUGGCAGUGGCUGCCAUGCAAGGCGCUAACUGCUCACCAGAACGGAAACUAAUCAUUCAUACACACUCAUACACUGAUGCACAGCAAUUUGGGGUUCAGUAUCUUGCUCAAGGACACUUUGACAUGCAGCGAGUGAAGUUCGGAGGGGUUCAAACUGCCAACCUUCCGAUUAGUGGAUGACCCACUCUACCUCUGAGCCACAGCCGCCCAAUCUAAAUCCACACCAUACAGUCACUAAGCUACAGUAACAUUUUCCCUCUGUGCAGUGUUUUUGUGUGGCAUGAUUUAAAUGCAGAAAAUUAAUAUGAGGUUUAAAUAUUAUUGGUUUCAGCAGGGACGUUCAAUAUAAAUUCAGUUUAAAACCACAGCUAGCCCUUUUAUCCUUCCUUUUGUGGUUCCUGUGGUGUUUUCAGUAUAGCCUGGCUCUCUUUGGGUUACCUGUCUCCACUGAGUCUAACAACUGCCUCCAGUUUACUGAUCCAGCUAUGAGCACAGUGGCACAUCACAUGGAACAUCAGCAGAAUCGGGCAUAUUAUUUAUUAUGAAAUAGGAUGGAAAUACAUGCAGUUUCUGACAAUACAACAGUUAACAGAAUUAUGGUCAAUUUAGCCAUACUGCAGUUAUAUCCUAAUUUAGUUAAUACUGCACUUUUGGCCCUGUCGGAAUCCCGUAGACAUAGACAGUGAUCUCAUCUGAUUGGUCAGUAGUCCGGUUGUCGGCAGGUUUUGAUCUCUCUGGAGCAGUUCGGCGGGCAGCAGUUGUUACCAUGGUGAUCCAUCCCGGUUAAAAGUGAUCCAGAUUUAAGCCCAAAGAUAGCUGGCUAGCACACUGAGAUCACUGUCAUACUGUGAAAUGUUUACUGCACAUUUGUCAUUGUUUUUGCUUUAUUUGCGUAAUGGCGUGUAAAGUUAAAUACUAUAAUUGUGCAUGUUGAAACUUGACAUGUGAGUAUUGUAUCAAUCAGUUUACAGACAGACAGACAGACAGACAGACAGACAGACAGACUUUAUUAAUCCCAAGAGGGAAAUUGGUUGUUAUAGCAGCCAGGUACAUUAAAAUACAACAAUAGAAUAAAAUACAGCAAUAGAAUAAAAUACUUAGAAAAGAUAAAAAUAAUAGGUAAAUAAAUAGGUAGGUAAGGUGCAAAGAGUUGUUUAACUAUUUACAGAAGAUUUGUCUUGCAUUCAUUGUAGCCAGUGUAGCAUUGCAGAUGAAUCCUCACAGGCAGAGUUGCUCAUUCAAACUAAUUCCAUUGGGUGCUGGGAACUUGUGAUUAAUAUGAUAUAUUAAUAUAUUAAUAUGGCCGCCUUGAUAAAUGUGAGCUGGUGUUGAACACGUUGCUGAUGAUAUAAAAGCUACAAGCACUCAUAAUAACUUGUUUGUUGUUUGAGAAUGUUUCCUUUUGAUUGUAGGACUGACAAACAAAAGACAGACAAAAUGCUGUGUUCUGGGCAAAAUAAAUGCUACUUAUAGACUGCU